CAUGUGAUAGUCACUGAGUAGCUGGAAAGAGAAGCCUGUGGCUCAAUUAACGAGCUCAAGCAGACCUUGUGAGGAUGAGAGGAAGAAUGCUCUUGGCUGCUUUGUACUGCCUGCUGUGGAGUUUCCAGGCCUCUGUUGGCCAGUUCCCUCGAGCCUGUGCCUCCUCCAAGAACCUGAUGGAGAAGGAAUGCUGCCCAAAUUGGAGGGGUGACCGGAGUCCCUGUGGCCAGCUUUCAGGCAGGGGUUCCUGUCAGGAUGUCAUUCUGUCCAACGCACCAUCUGGGCCCCAAUUCCCUUUCGCAGGAGUGGACGACCGGGAGUCCUGGCCCUCCGUCUUUUAUAAUAGGACCUGCCAGUGCUUUGGCAACUUCAUGGGAUUCAACUGUGGAGACUGCAAGUUUGGCUUUGGGGGACGAAACUGCACAGAGAGACGACUCUUGGUGAGAAGAAGCAUCUUUGAUUUGAGUGUUCCAGAGAAGAACAAAUUUCUUGCCUACCUCACUUUAGCAAAGCAUACUACCAGCCCAGAUUACGUCAUCCCCAUAGGCACCUAUGGCCAAAUGAAUAAUGGAUCAAAACCCAUGUUUAAGGACAUCACCAUUUAUGACCUCUUUGUGUGGAUGCAUUAUUAUGCGUCAAGGGACACAUUGCUUGGAGGAUCUGAAGUCUGGAAAAAUAUCGAUUUUGCUCAUGAAGCACCAGGUUUCCUGCCUUGGCAUAGAGUCUUCUUGUUGCUGUGGGAACAAGAAAUUCAGAAGCUGACAGGGGAUGAGAACUUCACUAUUCCAUACUGGGAUUGGCGAGAUGCAGAAAACUGUGACGUUUGCACAGAUGAGUACAUUGGAGGGCGCAACCCAGCAAAUCCGAAUCUGAUCAGCCCAGCAUCUGUCUUCUCCUCUUGGCAGAUCGUCUGCAGCCGACUGGACGACUACAACAGCCGUCAAGCUUUAUGCAACGGAACUCCCGAGGGACCGCUGCUGCGCAAUCCUGGAAACCAUGACAAAGCCAGGACCCCGAGGCUCCCCUCCUCAGAGGAUGUGGAGUUUUGCCUGAAUUUGAUCCACUAUGAUUCGGGUCCCAUGGAUAAAACUGCCAAUUUCAGCUUUAGAAAUACACUGGAAGGAUUUGCUAGUCCACUUACGGGGAUAGCAGACGCCUUUCGAAGCAGUAUGCACAAUGGCUUGCACAUCUAUAUGAAUGGAACGAUCUCUCAGGUACAGGGAUCUGCCAACGACCCUCUUUUUCUUCUUCACCAUGCGUUUGUUGACAGUAUUUUUGAACAGUGGUUCCGAAGGUAUCAUCCCCCUCAAGAAGUUUAUCCAGAAGCCAAUGCACCCAUUGGUCACAACCGGGACUUCUAUAUGGUUCCCUUUAUACCUCUCUACAGAAAUGGUGAUUUCUUUAUUUCAUCCAGAGAUCUGGGCUAUGACUAUAGCUACCUACAAGAACCAGAUCCAGUCUUUUUUCAAGAUUACAUUAAGUCCUACUUAGAACAAGCAAGUCGGAUCUGGCCAUGGCUCCUUGGGGCAGCUCUGGUGGGAUCUGUACUCACGGCUGUGCUGGGAGGGCUCACUACCUUGUUAUGUCGUCGCAAAAGAGGGCAGCUCCCUGAAGAGAAGCAGCCACUUCUCAUGGAAAAUGAAGAUUACCACAACUUGUUGUAUCAGAGCCAUUUAUAAAAGGCUUAGGCGGUAGAGGAGGGCCAAAAAGCCUACCUUCACUCUAAUUCAAAGGAUGUGCAAAUUCCCAGGAGAUGUCUCAACCCAGAUGCCUGGUAUUUGUCUGUGCAGACCGCUAUCGGAGUUGUAAUCUAAUACAGUGUACCCCUCCUCCAACUCAGGUGAAACACAUCUGUUCUUGCCUUGUUCUUUUUUCCUUCAUCUCUUUGACAGUUUUCCUCAAGCUUAUAUUUCCAGGGAAGGAUGCCAGUUGGUAAUGAGUAACUGCUGCUUGUAGCUGAAUGAAAGUGCUCUCAUAAAAUGUGGGAAUCAUUUUGAUUUUUUCCUUCUGAUUGUUCAAUGACAUAUUUCUUUUUUAUUAUCCUCUUUCUUUGAUUUUAAUAAAAUAGUAACAAAUUUG
Molecule: messenger RNA, 2079 nt
Organism: Equus quagga
Lineage: Eukaryota; Metazoa; Chordata; Mammalia; Perissodactyla; Equidae
Gene: TYR
Product: tyrosinase
Exons: 5
Coding region: 75-1679 (534 amino acids)
Biological process (GO): pigmentation; melanin biosynthetic process
Molecular function (GO): tyrosinase activity
Source: RefSeq, a predicted model, not a curated record